Lingula anatina is the source of this 1680-nucleotide messenger RNA. RefSeq names its product 5'-nucleotidase-like. Lineage: Eukaryota; Metazoa; Brachiopoda; Lingulata; Lingulida; Lingulidae. The record is from RefSeq and is a predicted model, not a curated record. Gene Ontology annotation, molecular function: metal ion binding; nucleotide binding; hydrolase activity, acting on ester bonds. Gene Ontology annotation, biological process: nucleotide catabolic process.
AUGAAAAAGCUGAUCGUUUUAAGCAUUCUUUUCACGCUGAGUUCCGGGUUUGAUUUGACGAUUUUACACACCAACGAUGUCCACGCACGUUUCGAGCAGUUUGAUGGAAGAGGCAAGCGAUGCUCGGACAACGAAGCUCAAGCGGGAGUAUGCUUUGGAGGAAUCGCACGUCAAUGGACCAAAAUUCAAGAAAUUCGCAACUCUGAGCAGAACGUGAUUUUGUUGGACGCCGGAGACCAGUUCCAAGGCACUUUAUGGUAUACGUUGUACAAGGGCAAUGUUUCAGCAUACUUCAUGAAUUUGUUUCAAUUUGACGCAAUGGCUUUCGGUAACCACGAGUUUGACAGCGGCAUAGACAGCUUAUUGUAUUUUCUUCGAAGCGUCACUUUUCCCGUUUUGAGUGCUAACAUCGAUGCCCAAAACGUCCCAGAAAUGCAAGGGACGUAUCAAAAGUCCACGGUGCUGAACGUGAAUGGGGAACAGAUAGGAAUUGUGGGUUACGCGUUCAGAUACACGCCUCUCGUUUCAAACCCAGGAGCUUUAAUUUUCACCGAAGAAGUGGCUGCAGUACAGGAAGAGGUUAAUAAACUGAAAUUACAGGGCAUUAAUAAAAUUAUUGCACUGGGUCACUCCGGCUUUCCUGUCGAUAGAAAGAUUGCUGAAGAAGUUGAUGGGGUGGACAUUGUUAUUGGUGGCCGGACGAACACAUUUCUUUAUACUGGCACUCCUCCGUCCACGGAGCAACCCGAUGGUGUGUAUCCUACUGUGUUGAGAAGAGGAGGAAGCAACGUGUUAAUAGUCACAGAUUUCAAGUUUGCCAAAUAUCUAGGUUACCUACAAGUAACUUUUGAUGACGCAGGGGAACUGACGUCAUGGAAUGGCAAUCCAAUCUUAUUGGAUGAAAGUGUUCUACAAGACAGUGGAAUAUUAACUGAGAUGCAACCAUGGAAACAACCUGUGAUCGAAUUAGGUCAAACAAAGAUCGGAACCACUUUGGUCGAGUUAAACGAUGUUAUAUCUUGUCGUAGAAAUGAGUGCAGUUUAGGGAACCUCAUAGCAGAUGCAAUGGUGUACAAGUAUCUGAAAUCCAAUGACGGAACAAGGUGGACCAAUGCCUCUAUUGGAAUGUGGAAUAGCGGCGCGAUGCGUGAGCCAAUUGACAUAGGUGACAUAUUAGUGUCAAACGUCCUGAGAACUAUCCCAUUCGAAAAUGCAGUUGACAUUGUCAGAAUUAACGGCAGCACUUUGUGGGCAGUCAUGGAACAUUCCGUUUCCUUACAAGAGAGUAAUACGGGUCGUUUCCUGCAAGUCUCGGGUCUUCGAGUUGUGUAUGACCUGUCUAAGCCAGUGGGCAGUCGAGUGGCCAGCAUUGACGUCAGGUGCGCUGACUGUACAGUCCCCGAGUUCCAGCCCCUCGUUCAGACAAAAUCAUACGAUGUGGUCACUAGCACCUAUAUACUUGAGGGAGGGGAUGAGGACUUGGAUGCAGAUGUUGUGAUGUCCUACAUCACACAGUACUCGCCGAUAAUUCACGGCUUGGAAGGCAGAAUUCGGUAUGUCAGCGAUAUCAACUGCAAUUUUCAGGAAACACCGCCGAGUGAACCUAUAGGGGGACCUAUAAGCCUACAACCACCGCCUUUGGGCUUUUUAGGAAACUUCCUAAUAAAUUUUCUUGGCUAA